Kalmanozyma brasiliensis GHG001 is the source of this 2859-nucleotide messenger RNA. Its product is annotated as WD40 repeat. The transcript has a single exon. The record is from RefSeq and is a predicted model, not a curated record. NCBI's taxonomy places the organism in Eukaryota, Fungi, Basidiomycota, Ustilaginomycetes, Ustilaginales. Gene Ontology annotation, molecular function: protein binding. Gene Ontology annotation, cellular component: nucleus; CAF-1 complex. Gene Ontology annotation, biological process: nucleosome assembly; DNA replication-dependent chromatin assembly. The coding region runs from base 1 to 2859 and encodes 952 amino acids.
AUGGUUCGCUCCGUCACCUUCGAGAUCAGGUGGCACGACACCCAGCCCAUCUACAGCUGCUCCUUCCAACCCCUUCCUGCCAAUCACCUCAAGCGCGUCCUCGACCACAACAUGGGCCAGGCCGCUGGUCUUGCACCGGGCAAAGGCUUGUCUGAAAUCGACUCUGCCGCUGCCGCCGCCAUGACUUCAACGUCCUCCUCGGCGCAAGCCUCCGCUUUGACGCCCGUAGCAUCAUCGUCCAAGCUCACGCAGCCGCCCGUCAUGGCUGGAGGUCAAAGCUGGAGGCUUGCGACCGCAGGUGGUGACAACAACGCGCGCAUCUGGAUGGUCCACCCCAACAUCCCGUCCCCCGCUGCAAUGGCAAGCGCUGCCGCUGUCUCGGGAUCCGCCGUCGUCGCGCCUCACGCCCCUCGUGUCGAAUACCUUGCUACACUCCAAAGGCACUCGGGUGUGGUGAAUGUCGUUCGCUUUUGUCCCAAAGGCGAGCUGCUAGCAACCGCCGGCGACGACGGAAAUGUCCUCCUGUGGGUGCCCAGCGACCGCAGCAAGCCUGGACUCGGCGACGUCUCCACCAACCUCGAAGGCGAAGCUCAAUUCGAGAAAGAGCACUGGCGAGUCAAGCUCAUGUGCCGUGCCACGCAGCAAGAGCUCUAUGACAUGGCUUGGAGUCCCAACGGCGAGACCCUUGCCGUGGGCGGCACUGACUUUGUCGCGCGCAUCAUCAACGUCCAGGAGGGCCACGUCAUUCGUGAAAUCUCCGAGCAUAACCACUACGUUCAGGGAAUUGCCUGGGAUCCACUCAACGAGUUCAUUGCGACGCAAAGCAGCGACCGCACCGUGCAUGUUCACAGCCUGCAAACACGGCGACACGACCGUGACAGCAACGCUGGCUCGUCUAGCACAGACGUCAUCAGCAAGAACUCCAAGCUCGAUCUGCAUCGCAGGAACGGUAGCGCUGGCGGCUUCGUAUGGGAUCAGCAUUAUUCCAAGCCUGCUUUGCCAAGACGUACCAGCAGCCAUGCCAGUCAAGCCAGUGACGGAGAAGGCGCAAGGGAAAGCUUUGUCGCCGGUCUUCGAGGCAGGACCAAACGCAGCAGCACACCUAUCGACCCCAGCCACACGAGCACUGCGAUUGCACGCGCGAGUACGCCGGCAGCUGCAGUGCCAGCACCACCCUCAGCAGCUUCGGCGUCGUCCGCUGCCGCCGCCGCUGCUGCACCCACAUCCGGGCGGGCCAGCACUCCCACGCCCGCAGCCUCAAUACCGCCCAGCCCCUUUUCAUCCAACAGCGCCGCCGUUGCUGCGCACGCGAUGAACCCACCACAGACCACGCCCAGCCGUCGAUCGAGCUUCAGCGGUAGCAACUUUGACGUUGGUUCGCCGCCUACCAGCACCACCUCCUUGGCGCCCGCGUCCACCCUGGCGGGCUCGCAUGGCGUCAAGUCCGCAGCAAGCGCUCUCGAGCACACUCUUUCGGUGACGGGCGGAACCGCUGCGAGCGACGCUGGUCGCAGAGCAGGCAGCGUCAGCCGCUCCGCAUCGCGAACCCGGAGCAUGCGGUCGCCUUCGCCUAUUCCACCUCUGCCCGCCAUCCGCGCACCUCCCUCUCCCAAACAGCGCAUGCAAGCAGCAGCAGCAUCGGGCCUGGGUGGGCCACUGGCAAAGGCAUCGAUGCGUCUGUACGGUGACGAGAACUUUAGCGGGUUCUUCCGUCGCCUUUCUUUCAGCCCCGAUGGUGGCUUGCUGGUGACGCCCAGCGGUCUUUUUGAUCCUCCGCCGCCGUCCGCAUCUCCUAGUGUCAACCUGUCGCCCAUGAAGAGCCCUGCGACGCUGACGCCUGCUACCGCCGCAGCCGCCACGAGUCACCCGUCGACCAGUCCUCAAUUAGGUCCAGCCAACAAGAGUGCCGUGUACCUGUAUGCAAGGGGCAACCUGACUCGGUCGAAUGCCCCCAUCGCUGUGCUGCCUGGUCACAAGACAGCGACGUUGGUCGUGCGAUUCUCGCCGAUUUUAUACGAGCUGCGCAAGACACCGCGCACUUCGUCCGACGGCGACGACGAAGGCAUCGCCCCUCACCCGACCAUCCCGCUCGAGGCAGGCAAGCAAAAGACGGUCUCUCUUCGCACCGAAUCCUCGACUGCAGCGUUCUCUCCGUCGCUCGGAUCGACUCCAUCGAAAGACCCUUUGGCGCCGUCAGCAUCGCCGUCGCAGCCCGAGAAGAUCUCACCCCACGUCCCACGUCAGGACGCACGCUCCCCACCGCGCGGGAUCAGCGUCUUCGGCCUCCCCUACCGAAUGGUCUACGCCGUCGCCACCCAAGACAGCGUGUGGAUCUACGACACGCAGCAAGCCGGCCCCAUCUGCUGCUUCAGCAACAUGCACUAUGCCAGCUUCACCGACCUCACCUGGUCGCCGGACGGGCAGACGCUCAUGAUGUCGUCGACGGACGGGUACUGUUCGGUGGUCGUGUUUGAUUAUGCGGAGUUGGGCGUGCCGUAUGCGUUUUCGGCGCAACCGGCGUUGAAGGCUCCUGCGCCAGGUGUGCCUGCGCCAGCGCAUAUUGCGGAGGGCAAGUCGACGGGGAGCGCGCCGAACACGCCCAAGAUGGCCAGCCCGGCAAUGUUGGCCCCUGCAGCAACGGGUGGAUCUGCCGCCGAGGCGUAUGCCAGCGCCGUUGGGGCCACGCCCGCCGGGUUGGGGCUGGCCAUGCCUCCAGCUUCCUCUUCGGCUGCACCAUCGACUGCGCCAGCACCAGCACCAGCAACAGCAACAGCCGCCGCUGCGGGCGGGGACGACGCCGAAGCACCCAAGAAGAAACGCAGGAUCGCCCUGACCCUGGAACGCCCGCUCGGAUCCUGA